ACUCCAUUUAAUAAUGAAGAUGUAACAUCAAUCCUGUGGAAUAGAACUGACCCCUCGAAAAAUUAUGAAAAAAGAGGAAACAUUAAAGAUGAUGUCUGGAGAAUCCUUGGUGUUGUUCCGACAGACAGUGGCUUCUACAACUUCAGGCGAAGAGACGGCAGUCUGGAUUCAAGGAUAAAUCUCACAGUGAAUGAGUACACCUACAACUUUUCCCGAAAUCUAAAUGAACAGCUCUUUAUAGAUUAUCCUUUGACUGGUGGACCAUGGACUGUGACUUUUAAAUCGGAUAUAGAAGAUGAAACAGUCACAGUAAUGAAAGAUGGAAAGUUGGUCUUUGAUAAUGACAUUUUCCCGUGGAGAAUUGCUGAUCGGAAUCACGGCAUCGAUAUAGGCCCAAUACAUCAUAAAGAUUCUGGUACCUUUGAGUUCAGAGACCCACAAGGUAACCUGGCCUUGUCUGUGGCUCUGGAUGUCAGCGUUGAACCUGCUGGCGGACUUGCAUUGAUCAUUUGUGUUGUGGUGGGUCUGCUUUUGGGGAUAUGUUGUUGCUACUGCUGUUGUAAAAAGAAAUGCUGUAAAAAGGACAAACCUGCUGUUGUACUGACACAAGGACCUGUUGCCUAUCAUGAGAAUUCUGCUUCAGCUGCUCCAGCACCUGUCACAUAUUAUCAUGGUACGAACCAGCCAACAGGACCAAGUUACUCUAAUACAUCUUAUUCUUCAGUUUAUCCUCCUCAUCCAGUAAAUCCUCCAGCCUACGCAUCACCUGCAGCUGUGUCAAUGGGACCGUCGCUGUCGGAGCCUAAUACCACUGUGUACCCUCCACAGCCUACCAUUUUAAGCCCCCCACAGCCUGAACCCGCUUCUCAGGUUGGACCUCUAACAUAUCAGGAAAGUGAAGCAGCUCCCACUUUCAGCUUAGAGGUCUCUGACGAUCAGCCGAGAUUUCAGAUAAAAGGACUGGCAUUUCCCUCGGCUCCUCCUCUCACUGCAGAUGCACCCUCGACUGAUGUUUACAUCUCAGAUAAACUAAACUUUUUAUGAACAGACUGCUAAACACUGUGUUGAGGGAGCUGUUUCAGUUUGCCCAUGCUGCAUUUAGUAACAAUACAUCACUACAUGCAUUAGGAAUCCAGGGAAGAGAGACAGAAAUCACGCAGCUGGAAUAUAAGUUGUUUAAGUUUAUAAGUUGUUUAAGGACUUACAAACCUCAAAUUUUAGAUUUGUCUUAAUUAUUUUUGGUGACGAUCUCAUGCCAGAGAUCCAAAGCAUUUUACUGUAUAGUUGUGUAACCUAUAUAAUCUUUAAAAUGUUGCAUGGUGAAGUCUGAUUUAGUGCAGUUUCUAUAAUGUGGUUUCUACAAUGUCUAUCUCUCUUUGAAGCUGAGAUGCAGCAUCAAAAUCAAUUGUUUUCAAAUAACGUCACACAUUAAGCCCUUUACAGGAGACUAGACACAAGCUGCUUGCACUGUGCAUAGAUAUAUUUUUAUAGGUAAAAGAUGAUGGCUUGCUGGGAAAAGGCUGCAAAUUACUAAUAUGAGUAUAUAUGCAUGAGAUCAGAAUGUCUUCAGGUAUAUCAAUAUGACAUUUCUUAAAAGUGUUACAUUUAAAUCACUUUUCCCGAGGCAUAAAAUUAAAAUAACACCAAAUUUGUCUACUUGAUAUUUAUAAAUUUAUCUCAAUGUAUAUUUUAAAUAUGUAGACGUUGCCUUUGAAAACUGAUGACUUUUUAGCUUCCUGUUUAACAUUAGUUUUUAGCUUUCAAAAUCUUUUCUCUGUGAUUUAACUGAGACCUGUGGAUGACGAGAUAAACUGUUGCUGUUUUUCAUUUAUUUUUUAAACUUUGCUAUGAAUUUAAACCAUAUAUACAUAAUCAUGUGUUGUUCAAUCUGUGGAUUACUGUUUGAAACUUGUUAAUAUAUUAAAAGAACAAGUUUCAAACUUUGGUUUGGAGUACCUCAAGGGUCCAUGUUAGGUCCCUUUCUUUUUUCAGUCUACCUCCUGCUCCUCUGUUCCAUUUUUUUGAUAAUUGAUAUGUCCUUUCAUUGGAUUACAAAUGACUGUCAAAUCUACCUUCCGAUGCAAAAGAAGGAUGUAAAGUAAAUUCAAACACUGCCUAUUUGUCUGGAAGAAAUCAAAGCAAAGCUUGAAUGGCAUUAAACUUUUAAAGUUUUAAAUAAAAAUAAGACUUUGUC
Molecule: messenger RNA, 2194 nt
Organism: Cyprinodon variegatus (sheepshead minnow)
Lineage: Eukaryota; Metazoa; Chordata; Actinopteri; Cyprinodontiformes; Cyprinodontidae
Product: extensin-like
Exons: 7
Coding region: 313-1044 (243 amino acids)
Source: RefSeq, a predicted model, not a curated record